AUGACCACGAUCUGCAAGCAGCUCUACGCCUGCUACAAGGGCAUCAACGGCCUGCAGCAGACGCAGGCGCUGGACUAUGCGUCCCAAAAGGCGGCCCACCAGGGCGGCCUCGUGCCGACGGGGCCGGGCGCGGCGCGGGGCGGCGCGGGCGGCGGCGUGGCGGGGGCCUCGGCCAACGCGGAGAGCGUGAUGCCGCGCUGUCUGUCAGCGUUGGGCUACACGAACAAGGAGAUCAUCGCGGCGAAGCGCAUAGCAUCGGCUGUGAUCCGUCUGGGGCAGGAGCAGCAGAUGCCGUGGAGUGGCAAGAACCCCAUGACAGUGGCGGGCAGCAUCAUCUGGGGCGUCGUGCAGCUGGAGCAGCUCAAGGCGGGCGGCGGCGGUGGCAGCCUGGACGAGCGCGCGGUCAACGAGGCGUCUGGCGCGACGGGCAUGGCGCCCAUCACCAUCAAGGAGGGCUUUCGCGACAUGCUGCCUGUGUGGUACCAGAACGCGACCAUUGUGCCGGAGACGUUUGCUACAAAACAGCAGCUGGAGCAGCUCGGGGUGAAGCUGGGGGUGGACGUGCACGCGGCCUUGGACGCGGGGACCAAGGCCAGCCGCAGGCGCAAGGCCAAAAAGGCCGCGGCGUAA
Messenger RNA from Monoraphidium neglectum, 630 nucleotides. RefSeq lists its product as hypothetical. The record is from RefSeq and is a predicted model, not a curated record. Bases 1 to 630 code for a protein of 209 amino acids. NCBI's taxonomy places the organism in Eukaryota, Viridiplantae, Chlorophyta, Chlorophyceae, Sphaeropleales, Selenastraceae. The transcript is spliced from 5 exons.